AUGACGGGCGCAGAUAUACAGGACCAACAAGGCCCUCAUGCCCCUUUGCUCGCUUCGUCCCAUGCUUCUUCGGACCAUGAUACCAAUGACUACGACGAGAGCCUGGCCUCCGAGCUGGCAUACUCCGGAGGGUGGUUCAUAUGGGCCUUGACCUUCUCAGCAGGAAUAAGUGGUCUGCUCUUUGGAUAUGACACGGGAGUCAUUUCGUCUACUUUGGUGACUAUUGGCUCAGAUCUUUCGAAUCGGCAAUUAACAACACUCGAUAAAAGCCUCAUUACAUCCUGCACUAGCCUGUGUGCGCUGAUCGCGAGUCCGUUCACUGGAGUGUUGGCGGAUAAGCUGGGUCGUCGGAAGGUUAUACUCGGCGCAGAUGCAUUGUUUGCAUUGGGUGCUUUGGUUCAGGCUUUUACAAGCCAGGUUUGGGGCAUGAUUCUUGGGCGCAGCAUUGUUGGCCUUGCGGUUGGAAGUGCGAGUGCGGUGACACCAUUGUAUAUAUCUGAGUUAGCUCCUUCUCAUGCCAGAGGAAGGCUGGUCACAAUCCUGUGUCUGUUUGUCACUGGUGGUCAGGUAGUGGCAUACAUAGCCGGGUGGCUGUUUUCUAGUACGACCGGAGGAUGGCGAUGGAUUGUGGGGAUUGGCGCAUUGCCAGCGUUUUUUCAAUUUGCCAUCAUUGUCCUGCUACCCGAGACGCCCCGAUGGCUGGUCCAGGCUGGAUUCGAGGCUCGGGCGAAGAAAGUUUUGGUCAAGAUCUACCAGGAUUGUUCUGGGAGUGACCGGGUGGUGGAUCGCGUGUUACGCAACAUUAAUGGGGAAAUCGUCCAAGAAGCAUCGGAGAUGGGGCAAAUCAAGUCCCCUGGAACAAAGCCGCAGUGGUUACAUGAUACCCUUCAGCGGGGUCAGCAGUUGUUGCAUGGAGGAAACAGAAGAGCGUUGAUCAUAGCGAUGAUGCUUCAGGCCGCCCAGCAGCUGUGCGGAUUCAACAGCCUGAUGUACUUUUCAGCAACCAUAUUUGCCUCGCUUUCGUUCUCCUCGCCAACACUGACGUCGCUCUCGGUGGCCAUGACGAACUUCAUUUUCACACUGCUUGCAUUUGUACUGAUUGACAGAAUUGGGAGGCGUCGCAUUUUGCUGUACUCAAUUCCCGUCAUGGUCAUUGCUCUCUUUGUCUGUGCCUUCUCGUUUUCAUCAAUGGAUGGUACAUGGAAUUCGCAACCACCAUCGCAACAUGAAGCAGAACACGAUGGAAGAAGUUCUCUUAUGCCCUUUGCAAUUCUGCUCUGCUUGACUGUCUAUACUGCAGCCUAUGCCUUGGGACUCGGCAAUGUCCCUUGGCAGCAGUCUGAACUGUUCCCUCUGAAUGUACGUUCCCUGGGGUCAGGACUGGCCACAGCAACAAACUGGGGAUCGAAUUUCAUCAUUGGCCUUACGUUUCUACCCAUGAUGGAGUUGAUCUCACCUUCAUGGACAUUUGCACUCUAUGCACUUGUAUGUGUGGCUGCGUGGAUUGCCGUAUGGGCGAUUUACCCCGAGAUGAGCGGACUUGGGCUCGAGGAAGUCAAGGGCCUUUUGGCAGACGGCUGGGGAGUCGAAGAAAGCUUAGAGAGACGUCGUAUCUCUAGGCACAUAUAG
Molecule: messenger RNA, 1629 nt
Organism: Penicillium paradoxum
Lineage: Eukaryota; Fungi; Ascomycota; Eurotiomycetes; Eurotiales; Aspergillaceae
Product: putative MFS myo-inositol transporter
Exons: 3
Coding region: 1-1629 (542 amino acids)
Biological process (GO): transmembrane transport
Cellular component (GO): membrane
Molecular function (GO): myo-inositol:proton symporter activity
Source: RefSeq, a predicted model, not a curated record